Carica papaya (papaya) is the source of this 2147-nucleotide messenger RNA. It is a transcript of the gene BAG1, whose product is annotated as BCL-2-associated athanogene 1. Gene Ontology annotation, cellular component: cytoplasm. NCBI's taxonomy places the organism in Eukaryota, Viridiplantae, Streptophyta, Magnoliopsida, Brassicales, Caricaceae. The record is from RefSeq and is a predicted model, not a curated record. Gene Ontology annotation, biological process: protein stabilization. Gene Ontology annotation, molecular function: adenyl-nucleotide exchange factor activity; protein-folding chaperone binding.
UACAUAUAAACUACCACACCUCUAAAUACAUUGUUCGUAAGUCACAACAAGAACAGCUCAGUUAUCUGGAACUUUGUUAUAAUAUUCGUUUUUAUUUUCAUUUUCCUCAUUUUCUCUUCCACGACUUUUCCAGAACAGGGGAGAGAGAAGACAGACGAGGAGAGAGUUUGAAAUUUCAUUUUCUCGGGUUUUUGCGUCUGCAUUGAUUUUUAAGGCAAUUUCCUUGGGAAAACCGCGGAUGAUUAGGCAUUGAUUUUCUUGGGAAAUUUUUUUCUUCUAAACUAUUAGCCAUUUGGUUGCAUUCUGUGGAAGAGAUCUGGGGCCAAUUUCCUGGGUUCAAGGUCUGGCAGAGGUAGGUACAGGAUCUUCUGGUUUUCCUCAACUGGGUGGUUAUUUUUUAUUUUUUAUUUCAAAGGCUUUAGGGAUCUGGGUUUGGUUUUCUUAAAGAGAAAGAAAGGAAGACAUUCAUUGGCUCUGCAAAAGGAAAGUAGAAAGUUUCAGUUGCUUUCUAUAGGAGUCUGUUUCACUUACUUUCCUUUCUCUCCCUACGCGUGGCUAUUGGGAUAGGAUUCCUGGGAUGCUUGAGUCAGAGGUUUCUAAAACAGGGUCUAACGAGCUUUCUCUCCAAUGGAUAUCUGUGAUUUCUGAUACAGAUCGCCGUGAAUCACAGCUUACAGAGAUCUAGUCACUAUUUGCUUCAAGUUUUUCGCAUAUCUCUGCCGCAGGAAGAGAACAAGAGAUUGAUACAAAAGAUGAUGAGAAUGAAUAAUAAGACGAAUGUCAGCUUCGUUGUUGGUGGUGACUCAGGGGCGCAUGAUUGGGAACUCAGACCAGGGGGAAUGUUGGUACAGAAGCGAAACCCGGAUUCAGAUCGGAGUUCCGCAUCCCCACCGACGAUCAGAGUUAGAGUUAAAUACGGGUCUAUCUACCACGAAAUCAACCUCAGUUCUCAAGCUACAUUUGGUGAGUUGAAGAAAUUGUUGACGGGGCCAACAGGGUUGCACCAUCAAGACCAAAAGCUGAUAUACAAAGACAAGGAGAGGGAUUCCAAUGCAUUUCUUGACAUUGUCGGAGUCAAAGAUCGAUCUAAAAUGGUGCUCAUUGAGGACCCAAUCAGUCAGGAGAAGCGGUUACUGGAACUGAGAAGAAACGCCAAAAUGGAGAAGGCUUCAAAAUCCAUCUCAGAUAUCAGCUUGGAAGUAGACAGGCUUGCCGGUCAGGUAUCGGCUCUUGAAACAAUAAUUACCAAAGGUGGGAAAGUAGCAGAAAAAGACGUGCUUAAUCUGAUUGAGCUGCUGAUGAACCAGUUACUCAAAUUGGAUGGCAUUAUGGCAGAUGGAGAUGCGAAAUUGCAAAGAAAAAUGCAGGUACGAAGAGUGCAGAAGUAUGUUGAAACUCUUGAUCUUUUGAAGAUUAAAAACUCAACGCCUAGCAGCAACGGGGUUCAAGUCCCAGUACAGAGCCAACCGAGGCAUCCAAACGGGCAGAGAUUAGCACCAAGUCAAGUGCAGUCGCCUAGGCAUUCUAAUGGACAAAGGGAAGCAACAAUUCAGGAAGAACAACCGAGGGAUUCAAUCGGUCACUUGCCUUUCCACCAGCAGUACCAACACUAUCCAUAUCAGCGAGAAAAGAAUUCAUCAUCUGGUCCAGUUGUUGUUACCACAAAAUGGGAGACUUUUGAUUCUACACCAGCUUCAAACCCAGUACCCUCUACAUCCACAUCUACAUCAAGUUUAGCUACCAAUAACCCCAAGUUCAGUUGGGAAUUCUUUGACUGAGCCAUAUAUCACGUAUUAGUUAUUGUGUGUGGAUGGAUGUGUUGGUUUGUCCUUAGUUUGUUAUCUCUUCUCCAUUCUUUUCUGUACUUAGAUUUUUGUUGGCACCCCUUUCAUCUAUCAUUCUGUCCACCAGAAAUAAACGGGGCUUCUACGACAGUUGGUUAUUAUUGUCAUUAUCAUCAAUAUGUUCUUUUACUUUGUCAUCCUAAAUUCAUUUGCCACUUAUGGUCUAGCUCUGUUAGUUGUUAAGAUGUCAAUGUAUCUAUAGAUUUAUUCUUCAGAGUUUAGGAAUUUGAAUUUUUGAGAUGAAGGAGAGGUGUAUUUGGAACCGAAGUGUGCAAUUUUAUGAAUGUCGCAGCUAUCUGUGUC